Molecule: messenger RNA, 1472 nt
Organism: Magallana angulata
Lineage: Eukaryota; Metazoa; Mollusca; Bivalvia; Ostreida; Ostreidae
Product: fibrinogen-like protein A
Exons: 6
Coding region: 1-1053 (350 amino acids)
Source: RefSeq, a predicted model, not a curated record
AUGAAGCAUUUGAUCCUGUUGUUGUGUUUCUGUUUCGUCUCUCACGCUGUCAGGAAGGAAGCGCAGUUUGUCUUUAGAGGUUUUUCCCACAAUGACAGUGACGCCAAUGUCGCUGAGACAAUGUACCCCGGGGGUAGAGAACCUCUGCUAGUGUCAUGUCCCAGAUUUUGCGCACAACAAGACUCCUGCAUGGGCUAUGACCUCUGUGACGUUGGGAAUUCCACAGUUUGUAGACUUUUCGAUGUUGAAGGUUGUUUAGCACGCGAAGAAAGAUCCCGGUGUCGGUAUUUUGAGAAGGUUAAUAUAUCAGCUUUGGAGUUCGGAAAUGAUUUCAGAAAGGAAGUGACCACAACAGCUGCUGUACAUGUUACAGGGAUUGGUGGGGACCUGUCUUCUGAUUGUGCUGAUUGUGGAUGUUUAUCCGGGUCUUACACAACCAGUGGUCUCUACCAGGUAACCCUGGGGGGUCAACAACUCACAGUGGAGUGCGUCAAGGUCGACGGCACGGCACACACUGUAAUAUAUCAUCGGCACGAUGGAAGUCUUGAUUUCAACCGAACGUAUGCAGAAUAUGAAAAUGGUUUCGGAUCUGCUUCCUCCGAAAAUUGGCUUGGAAACAAAUAUAUUCACUUGUUGACACAGACUGGAAACACAGUGCUGAGGAUCGAGGUUAAAUUCGUUGGCUCUCUCCUCAAUACGUAUUCCUAUGCUAUAGAGUACAGUCAUUUUUCCGUUGGUAACGCAUCCACGGCCUAUAAACUAGAUGUAUCUGGCUAUUCCGGACUGAUUGGUGACGUCAUGACCGGAACUAAUGGCGCUCCAUUUUCGACAAGAGAUCUUGACAACAGCCCUAACCUCUGCGGCUGCGCAAACCGCCUGUCUGGUGGAUGGUGGUAUCUGUGUUGCUCCAGCUCUCAGCUGACAAUGCCGUAUAACGGUUACAAUAAAUCACUCUCCUUUGGAUGGUCCUAUACUUUCUCUGAUAGCUUGUUCUCUUUCACUGCCACUACCUCCAGCAUUGCGAGUGUUAAAAUGAUGCUGAGGAAAACUUAAAGGUGUUCUAAGCAUGCUGUUUUACAAAUAAAUUUAGGUAAAGAUUUCUGGACUUUAAAGAUUAAACAUUUCCUUUGUAUGCCAUACACAGCUUAGUUCAAUAUUCAUCGGUGUUGAUUUUCUGUCAGUUUAACGACAGUCAGUAGUGAUUGUGAAAAAAAAAUGUGUUCAUCAUUUUCAGCUGUUUUCAGCUUAUCCGUAGUAUCAAAUUAGUUCACAUUAUUGACAUACAAACUGGUCAAAAUUUUUUAGCUUUUUAUUUUGUGUGUCUUUUCAUUUUAACCAUUGACUUUAUAACGACCACGCAUAAACGAAUUGCCUGUCCCAAAGCAUGUCUUGUCAAGAAUGGUUCCUUAUUAAACGUAUAACAGUGCGACAUUUAAGUCCGGACAUGACAAGGUCCGGGCUUUUCGCUACCA